AUGAUAGGAGACUCAAAAGUGAAGGUUCUAAUGGCAUUCAGAACAAAACUUACACCAUCUCUGGAAAAACCAGUUGCGGAUAUGAGCCUUUAUCGUCAGAUGAUUGGUUCUUUAAUGUAUCGAACAGCUAGUAAAUUAUACAUUAUGUUUUCCGUUUGUUAUUGUGCAAGGUUCCAAGCAAAACCUCGCGAACCUCACAUGGUGGCAGUGAAGAAUAUUUUCAGAUACCUGAAACGAACUUCGUCUCUAGGCAAAUGGUAUCCUACGAACUCAGGCUUCUUCGUUCAAGCGUUUUCGGAUGAUGAUCUUGGUGGGUGCGGCUUAGAUAGAAAAAGCACGACUGGUGGAUGCCAAUUUCAUGGUGGCAAGUUAGUUAGUUGGCAAUUCAAAAAGCAAACAUGUGUUUCGUUGUCGACAGCCGAAGCUGAGUAUAUCGCUGCUGCAUCCUGUUAUAUUGAUACAAUGAAUGACUGGGACAGGUAG
Molecule: messenger RNA, 483 nt
Organism: Lactuca sativa (garden lettuce)
Lineage: Eukaryota; Viridiplantae; Streptophyta; Magnoliopsida; Asterales; Asteraceae
Source: RefSeq, a predicted model, not a curated record